Molecule: messenger RNA, 2355 nt
Organism: Musa acuminata AAA Group (dessert banana)
Lineage: Eukaryota; Viridiplantae; Streptophyta; Magnoliopsida; Zingiberales; Musaceae
Exons: 9
Coding region: 1761-2072 (103 amino acids)
Source: RefSeq, a predicted model, not a curated record
GCUUGGCUUCUCCUUCCGCCUGCAUCAUCGCUUCUCUCUCCGUACUCUGCUGCUGCUGCUGCUGCUGCAUCCUCAUCAUCUUCUUUUUCUUGUCAUCGACCUCUUUUCCCGUCGAUAGGAAAUCUGCGAAAAUCGAGUCACAGGAGGAAGUUCUUCCUUCCGGCAGCACCAGCUGUGCUGGAUGAGUCCCCUGUGUUCGACCCGUCGCCCGGUUCCAAGAGUCUCACGAUGUCAUCGCUCCCUUGAAGCUGAAAUUGCUCGAACUUCUAAAAUAAAAAUAACAUUCAUAAAAGCACUCGCAUCACUCAAGGAGACAGGGGAGCUGUGGGUGUUUGUCAUCUCAUGAAGCCAGCCAGCUAAUUUCACCUGAAAGUCAAUGUAAAUUGUUGUUAUACAGCAUACACUAUGCUGUUGUGAUAUUGAGGUAUGCAAUAGCAAAAAACAUUUGAGGUAUACAGUAGCUGUCCAAGCUGACUUUGAGGUGCAAAUUAAAACCUUGUUGCUGCUUCCUUAGUCCUAGAGGAAAAAAUGAACUUGCUUUGUAUCUGCAAGCACACUUUCUAGUCAGAGUGGUUGUGCAACGCCAUCCAAUUGUUGAUAUAAAGAAAAUGCAAACCUCAAGAUCUUAUUUUUAUCACAGAAGACUCAGAACAGAGAUAAUUGAAGCCUUGGAAAAGAUUAAGAAGAGUUUGACUUUCCAAAAACUAGGUUGGAAAUUGAAGCUCGUAUAUCAUUUGAAGGUGGGGCUCAAUCUCUUAAGAAAGAUCUUGACUUUCUCUAUAGAUUGACUACUACUCUUAUAUACUAGAUUGGUACAGAAAAGUACGAGCACCAAAGCCCAUGGAGAAUGAACCAAACAACAAGAGGCUACUACUCUUACCUUCUUUUAUUAAUUUUUCUCUUAUUUAGGUGAGAACAUGUAAAUGGCAAUAUUUUAGGUGACAAUCUCAAAAGAUGACACUGUAAUUCUUGAUGGAGCUGGUGACAAAAAGGCUAUUGAAGAGAGAUGUGAGCAGAUAUGAUCUGCAAUUGAAGUAAGCACAUCCGACUACAACAAAGAGAAGCUGCAAGAGGUGUUGUCAAAACUUUCUGGUGGUGUUGAUGUGCUCGAGGAAUAGUGAUCACACUGGUUUGUGUUGUGAAGGCCCCUGGUUUUGGGGUGAACAGGAAGGCUAGUUUGCAAGAUCUUGCUACUCUCACUGGUGGAUCUGUUAUAACAGGAGAACUUGGUAUGAACAUUGGGAAAGUUGAGUUCAACAAGCUUGGCACAUGCAAAAAGGUCAGAUUGUGUUCUUAUACCCUCUAUAGCCCUUUGUUACUAGUGUCUGUCAAUCCUUGCUCUCAUUUCUUUAUACCUGUUUCCAGAUCUAGAAGAAGGAUUCGAGCUCAUAAUUAAUUGAGGUGUCUAAGGGGUCUCAUUUUCUUGUAGUUUCCAAUCUGUGUUGGCUGCUUUACAAUUUUAUCUCGAUAUUCUGGUUCUGUUAUUUAGUUAAAAACCUCCAUUUACAUAAUUUGCAUUAAUUUUUUUACUGCAAUCAGUAUCAAUUGAUUUGAUUUAAGAUUAUCAUAUUAGAGAAACUAUUAUGCUCUUUACUUAGUUUUGCACCAACAUUGAUCUUGUAAGUGAUAAUAUUUUAGGUGUCAAUCUUAAAAGAUGCCACUGUAAUUCUUGAUGGAGCCUGUGACAAAAAGGCUACUGAAGAGAGAUGUGAGCAGAUUGGAAUUAGACUUGGCUGGAGUAGAAACUAUGUCGUGCUUCGAUGCUUCGGGGUGUGGAAGAUGUUGCUGAUGCAGUGAAAGUGACCAUUGGCCUGAAGUGUGCAGGUAGCUCCAAGUACACAUUUUUCAACAUAUUCAGUGACAUCGCGCCGGUUCCCUAUUCCUUGCUGUUCGAGGCUAAGCUGGACUCCAGAGCAAAACCAUCCAACAGUUGCUUAUCUUCCGAGCUUCUGGAUGAUCGCUUCGUCCUUCACUGCCAUCACUGGACUGCCUACCUCUGCUACCUCUCAUCCAUGAAUACCAUGAACCUGAUGCUUCUGUUUCUUCGGCUAUGCUUUCCUGGAAAUGGGUAGUACUGGAGAGUGGGGUCGAAAAUUCAUCAGAUCAUUGCAGCUCUUCAAAUUUUGUGAAGGUGACGAGGACCGGAAUAGUAGGAGCGAUGGGAAUGGCCAACUGAAAUUGAUGGCAGAGAAAUCUAUAGUUUAAUGCUUGAGAAAGUUGAAGCAGCCUAAGCCCAGUGUUGAAUCAUGAGAAUUUGCUAUUUUAAUCCUGAGUUAUAUCUUAGAUGCAGCAAUUGGAACAUAGAAACCAAAUGUUAUAAAUCAAUAGAAAGUACUUCUUUCCAUUAUGUGAUCA